Molecule: messenger RNA, 498 nt
Organism: Gongylonema pulchrum
Lineage: Eukaryota; Metazoa; Nematoda; Chromadorea; Rhabditida; Gongylonematidae
Source: the annotation of a GenBank genome assembly
AUGAAUGCAUUCAUGAUAUUUUCCAAACGGCAUCGGCCGCUCGUACAUGAGAAAUAUCCGAAUCGGGACAAUCGCACUGUUUCGAAAAUUCUCGGAGAAUGGUGGUAUGCACUGGGCCUUGAGGAGAAGCAAAAAUAUCAUGAUCUUGCCACUCAGGUCAAAGAAGCCCAUUUUCGAGCCCAUCCUGAUUGGAAAUGGUGCAAUCGCGAGCGAAAGAAAACAGGAAGUAGUAAUAGGAAGGAAAUCGAACAACAUGAUUAUGUGAGUAGCAACAAUGAUCUCGAUAUUUCGGAUCAAAUGGCGUCAGAAUGCAUGGACGGGAAACCUCUUCCACUACUCAGUCCAACUACACCUGUUAUGAUGAGAUCGAUUGUCAAUUCGGAAGUUGAUACUGUGAGUUUAUUUAUCCGGCGAAGCGUAUGUUUUCAUUUGCUGCGUGUUUGCUUUAAGCAUGUUGACCAGAAGAAUCAGGUUAUUUUUUUGAUCAAACAGAGUUGA